Messenger RNA from Limulus polyphemus (Atlantic horseshoe crab), 609 nucleotides. RefSeq lists its product as uncharacterized. The record is from RefSeq and is a predicted model, not a curated record. The transcript is spliced from 4 exons. Bases 1 to 609 code for a protein of 202 amino acids. Lineage: Eukaryota; Metazoa; Arthropoda; Merostomata; Xiphosura; Limulidae.
AUGACCAAAGUUAAUCAAACAGUUGGACAUGGCAGACUGAUUGACCCACCGUCCAGGUCGUCCAUGUGGAGAUACGGUUUCCCAACUAAACGUAAUUUCAAUGAUAAUGAACUUUUUUGUGGAGGCUACCAGGUUCAGUGGAUGCUUAACGGAGGAAAGUGUGGAAUAUGUGGAGAUGCAUGGGAUGUACCGCGUCCUCGACCAAAUGAGGCGGGUGGUAUUUAUGGAAAUGGAAUAAUCGUGAGAAAAUACCGAAAUGGACAAGUAAUCACAGUUAAAGUGCAAUUAACUGCAAACCAUUUGGGGUUCUUCGAAUUUAAACUAUGCCCAAAUAAUGAUCCCAAAAAAGUUGCUACACAACAGUGUCUAGAUCGACAUCCUCUUGUCCUGGCGGAUGGAUCAGGCUAUAAAUACAACAUACCUCAUGCAAAGCCAGAUACGUUCCAUAUCCAUGUACGACUUCCACGAGGACUUUUCUGUAAACAGUGUGUAUUCCAGUGGACUUAUACUUCCGGAAACAACUGGGGAACCUGUGCAGAUGGCACGCAACGAGUAGGAUGUGGCCCACAAGAGACUUUCCGCAACUGUGCUGACGUCGCUGUUGAAUAG